This is a messenger RNA of Myxocyprinus asiaticus (Chinese sucker), 1272 nucleotides long. Its product is annotated as ribosomal L1 domain-containing protein 1-like. The record is from RefSeq and is a predicted model, not a curated record. The transcript has 9 exons. NCBI's taxonomy places the organism in Eukaryota, Metazoa, Chordata, Actinopteri, Cypriniformes, Catostomidae. Bases 42 to 1163 code for a protein of 373 amino acids.
AACUUUUUUCAAAAUAAAAGUAAUUUGAGGUACCAUCGGAAAUGCACAUGCGCUGUGAGGGUUCUCUACACACGUGCAUCAUGGAGUCCACACGAGAUGAAUUGGAUCUCGAUCGCUCUCAGGUGAAAAAGGCUGUACAGGCAUUACAAGCCUAUUUAAAGAGCACCACCUCAUCCAAAAAACUGUUAAUAAAUGAGGGUCAGGCCAUCUCUCUUCUCUUCACUCAAUGGAAAAUCCCUAAAAAAGAGCAAACCAUUCGCAUACCUUUACCCAAUGGGCUGAGGACAGAGUCAGGAGAGGUCUGUCUCUUCACCAGAGAUGAGCCCAACAUGACUUCAGAGCAGACAGAGAAGUUUUACAAGCGGUUACUUGUAGAGAGAGGGGUCAAAAAUGUUACAGAGGUCAUUCCCUUCAAAGUGUUAAGGACUGAGUAUAAGCCGUUUGAAGCCAAGAGGAGACUGCUCAGUAACUUUGAUAUAUUUCUGUCAGAUGCACGUAUCCGACGCAGGCUACCGUCUCACAUUGGCAAGCAUUUCUACGAAAGGAAGAAGAGUCCUCUGUCAGUGGAUCUAAAGAGCAGACACCUGGCCAGAGACAUGGAACGCCUCAUUCAGGGCACCACCCUUAGUGUCUCAAAGAAAGGAUCCUGCUGCAUGGCACGUGUAGCACAUUCAGGCAUGACGGCAGAUGAGAUAGUCGAGAAUGUGGUCACGGCAGUUUCCACCAUCUCUACAAAGUUAGAAAUGAAAGGAAAAAAUAUAAAAAUCAUCCAUUUAAAAAGUCUGACCUCAGUUGCUCUACCUAUCUACACCUCUGAUCUGAGUCAUCUCAAACUGGUGGAGGUGGCCCAGAAGAAAGCCACUGUAACCAAGCAAGCACAAAAGAGGAAGAUCGAAAAUAAGAAUACAGAAGUAUUAGACAAGAUCCCUAAAGAGAUGGAGGCAGAGAAUGACAGUGAAGAGGAGGAAAUUCCACAACUGGUGCCAAUCGAGACACCAACCAAAAAGCCAAGACAGGAGGAGAUACCCAAAAAAGGAUUAAAAAAAGUACCUAAGCCUACUGCUGGUAAAGGACUAAAGAAAAUCAGAAAAGACAAGAAAAUGGCAAAGAAAACAUCGAAGGUCACAGCACUUGGGCUGAAAAGAAAAGCUAAAGUCAAAUAAAUCAAAUACAGUCAUAACUAAUUGUGCACCACCUCUCCCUUUGAACGGUUUCAUAUGUUGGACAUGUACUGUAUCAAGAGUUGUAUAUAAUAAAGUAUACCAUACAUCA